Molecule: messenger RNA, 6840 nt
Organism: Aureococcus anophagefferens
Lineage: Eukaryota; Pelagophyceae; Pelagomonadales; Pelagomonadaceae
Exons: 4
Coding region: 1-6840 (2279 amino acids)
Source: RefSeq, a predicted model, not a curated record
AUGGACGACGGCAGCCGCUUCGUCGUGCGCGGCGCGAGCUACGGGUCGACGGCCGCGGCGCGGUCGUCGCUCCUGGAGACGCUCACGCGGCCCUUCCACGACAAGUGGUUCGAGCCGCACGCGUCGCUGCGGGGCGACGGCGGCGCGCGCGCGGCCGCCGCGGCGGCGCCGUCGCUCGCGGCCGUCGCGCGCGGCCCCGCGCGGCUCUCGGCCGUGCUGCGCCUCGAGACGCUCGGGCGCGGCGCCGCCGACGCCGCCGCGGCGGCGGCGGCGGCGGCGGCGGCGGCCCUCCUGCCGCCGGGCGUCUUCGACGGCGCGCGCGGCGACACGGCGCACGUCUACGUGUCCGCGCCCGGCGCGGCCGCGCUCGCGAACCACACGGACGUGACGGACGUGCUCGUCGAGGGCUACGACUGCGACGGCGACGAGUCCUGCGACUACAACUGCCCGACGUGUACCGGCUGCGAGGCGUGCGCCGCGGGCGAGUAUAGCGGAGCGGGGGCGACGUACUGUUUCUACUGCCCCGCGGGCUCGAUCUCGUCAGCGGGCUCGAACUGCUACGACUGCCCCGCGGGCUACUACUCGCCGGUGGACGGCAGCGCGUCGUGCUCCGCGUGCGGCGCCGGCACGUACAACAACGGCGCGGGCUACGCCUACUGCAGCAACUGCCCCGCGGGCUCCUACUCUUCCGCGGCCGCGACGAUCUGCGCCGCCUGCCCCUUCGGCACCUACCAGGACUCCGCCGGGCAGGCGUCCUGCCUCUCCUGCGCCGCGGGCAAAUACUCCGCGGCGUUCGGGGCGUUCUUCUGCUCGACGUGCGCCGCCGGGGCCUACUCCGCCGCGGGCGCGGCCUCCUGCACGGCGUGCCCGGCGGGCACCUACUCGUCCUUGAGCUCCGCGACGUGCGCGGACUGCCCGGCGGGCUCGUACGGGUCGACUACGGGCGCGGCGUCGUGCGACCCGUGCGCCGUCGGCACGUACGCCGCCGCCGCGGGCGCGACGUCGUGCGUCGCGUGCCCCGCGGGGUCCUACGCGGACGCCGCCGGCGCGUCGGAGUGCGCGCUCUGCCCCGCGGGCACGUACUCGUCCACCGCCGCGUCGACGUGCGCCAACUGCCCCGCCGGCACGUACUCGGAGACCGCCGGACUCACGGCCGGCGACGACUGCGCGCUCUGCCCCGCGGGGCGAGCCGCGAGCACCGAGGGCCGGACGUCGUGCGAGGACUGCCUGCCGAGCACGUACUCGCACGCCGGCGCGUCGGAAUGCGCGGACUGCCCCGCGGGCACCUACAGCGAGAACUUCGGCAGCGGCGAGUGCGAGACGAAGAUGCCGACGCCGGAGCCGACGGAGCCGCCGACGCCCGCUCCCACGCCGUCGCCGUCGCCCUGGCCGACGCCCGUCCCGGGGGACCCCAGCGGGAUCCCGUUCGCGUCGACGCCGACCGCGGCGCCCUCAAUGGCCCCGACGGAGACGAACUACUUCGGCUGCGACGAGGCGACGUGGACGCCGCACUCCGACGCGGUGUCCUUCGGAAACUGCGUCGUCUUCGCGGCGUCCGCGGCGGGCGCGAAUCUCGCCGCGGGCGUCACGUCCGCGGGCGUCGUCUUCGACGUCGGCACGAAGGGGCGCCUCGACAUCGGCGCCACGCACGAGGGGGACGCCCUGAGCGGCGAGGAGAUGCUGGCCGCGACGCUCUUCGGCGGCCUCGUCGUCUUCUGGAGCCGCGCGGCGGCGGCCGCGUCCGGCGCCGCGGACCACGUGUCCGUGUCCUUCGUGCACACGGGCUGGGGCCUCGACCCGGCGUCCUGGGCGGGCUACGACACCGUGGCGUCCCUCGACGCGCCGGGCUGGACGGCGGGCGUCCCCUGCGAAAUGCGCCUCGCCUGGGACCCGGCCGCCGGCGAGCUCGAGCUCGAGUUCGACGUCGACGGCACGGCCAGCGCGCACGUCCUGCCGCUGGACCCGGCCUGGGGCUUCGGCGGCGUGAGCUUCGGCACCGCGGGCCUCGGCGGCGUCACGACCUUCGCGCCCGUCGCCUACGCCGGGGCCCUACCGCGGCCGACGGCGUCCCCGACGUCGACGUUCGCGCCGACGACCGCGAGCCCGACGACGUCCGUCCCGACGGACGCGCCGACCCUGCGCCCGACGACGCCCGGGCCCACGCCGCGCCCCACGCCCUGGCCGACGCCCGUGCCCGGGAACCCGACGGCGCCGCCGUCGACGGCCGCGCCGUCGCGCGCGCCGACGCCGACGCCGUGCGACGCCGUCCGCGCGGCGGGCCUCCUCGAGCCCGAGCCGGCGCUGGCGUCGGCGACCUUCUCCGCGACGGGCGCGGAGGUCGACGUGGUCUUCGACGCGCCGACGGACCGGGCCGGCGCCGCGACGGGCGCGCCGUUCCCCUGCGGCGACGUCCUCGACUUCGCGGGCGCGGCGGACGCGGCCUGCUACUGGACCGGCGACGCGUCCGUGUGCGCCGACGUCACGGCGGCCCUGGACCUCGUCGCCGGGUCGCCCGUGGCCCUCGUCGGCGACGCCGUGCUCUCGGUGAACGCGACGGCCGCCGACGGCCGGACGUCGCGCGCGUCCGUCGCGCUGACCUUCGUCGACGAGGACGUGCCCCUCGUGUCCGUCGACGCGUCGGCGCUGGGCGCCCGCGUGCCCAACGGCGCGCGCGCCGUGCUCGCGGGGUCCGCGGCGCCGUCGUCGCUCGAGGGGCGCGAGUUCGCGGAGGGCCGCGCGCUCGCGACGACGUGGGUGCUGAAGGCGGGCCAGCUCGCCGACGGCGGGGCGCUCGGCGACUGGGCGACGACGGCCCUCGACGUCGCCACGGCGGCGGCGCGGGGCGCGCGGCCCCACAGCCUCGUCGUCCCCGGCGCGGCGCUCGUCGCGGGCGCGGCGUACGUCUUCGAGCUCCGCGCGGCCGUCGACGGCGUGCCCCGGGAGGGCCGCGCGUCCGUGUCCUUCGUGAGCGCGCGGCCGCCGUCCCACGGGUCCCUGGCCGUGGCGCCGGCCCGCGGCGUCGCCCUGGAGACGCCCUUCGCGCUGUCGACGAGGGACUGGAUCUCGGAGGACCUGCCGCUCGUCUACUCGUGGACCGUCGUCGACGGCGUCCACGGCGACGCGACGACGCUCAAGGCGGCGACGCGCGCCGCGUCCCUGGCCGACGCGCGCCUGCCGCCGGGCGCGCCGAACGUGUCGCUCGCGGUCGUCGCGCGCGACGCGCUCGGCGGACUCGGGGAAGCGUCCGCGUCCGCGCGCGUCGACGCGACGGCCCUGCGCGGCGCGGGCCUCCGCGACGCGGCGAGCGAGCGCCUGGCCCUCGCCGCGGCCUACGCCGCGCCGGAGACCGUGUACCAGACCGUCGUCGCGGCGUCGGCGGCCGCGCGCAACGACUCGCUCCUGCUCGGGAGCCUCGCCGGCGCGCUCGGGGCCGUCGUCGCGGCCAUGGACGACGACGUCGACCUCGUCGCCCAGGCCGCCGCGGCGCUCAAGGAGCCCCUCCUCUACGGCGCGCUCGACGGCGGCGCCGCGCGCGGGUCCCUCGAGACCGCGCGGCGCCUCGCGCGGACGUCGGCGACGGUCGGCGUCGGCGCGGCCGCGGCCGGCGACCUCGCGCUCUCGCUGAGCGCCCUCCUCGGCUCGCCCCUCUUCGGCAACGUGUCCAACGCGUCGGACGUCGCGCGCCGCCGCCUCGAGGGCGCCGACCGCGGCGAGUUCGCCGGGAACAGCUCCGCGGCGCUCGUCGAGGCCGCCGUCGACGACCUCGCGCGCGCGGCGCUCCAGGGCAGGGUGCCCGACGAGGCGCCCUACGCCGUGACGACGAAGAACCUCGACGUCAAGGCCGCCAAGGUCUACGCGGCGCAGACGGGCGACGCGCCGCGGACGCUGACGCUCGACGGUUCCCAAAGCGGCGUCGACCUGCCCCCGGACUUCGAGAGCGGCGGCGACGUCGACGUCUGGGUCGCCGAGGUCUUGGUCGACGUCUACGACGAGGUCGCGCCGCCGCCGAGGAAGAACCAGAGCGCGCUCCUGUCGCCGUCGCUCCAGGUCGGCGUCGAGGCGGCCGCGGCGAACGACGGGCCGGCGCCGAAGCAGGCCGUCAAGGUGAGGAUCCGCGCCUUCGACAACCGCACGGUCCAGACGAAGAAGCCCCCGAAGCCCGUGGAGCUGCGCUGCCCCUGCGACCACGUCGGCCGCGUCAAUUACACGUGCGACGACGGCGCCGUCUUCGAGAACGAGUGCAACGGCACGGAGAGCGUGCUCGCGGUCCAGUGCGCGACGACGACGACGGUCUGCGAGAGCUGGAACAGCGACACGGGCCGCUGGCUCGCGUCCUGCGUGCCCUUCGCGACGAACGCGUCGGGCGUCGUCGGCUGCGCGUGCGACCUCGACCUGAACUCGCGCGCGGCGUUCGCGCUGCGCAACGACUACGCGGGCAGCCUCGAGGCCUACACGUCGUCGUUCCGGGGCGCGCCGGCGCUCCGGCGCGCGCGCGUCAUGCUCCUGGCGCUCGCCGCGGGCUUCGGGGGCUGCCUCGUGCUCUCCGCGGUCUGCGCCGCGCGCGACAAGCAUGACGCGAAGCAGAGGCACCGCAAGAAGAAGCGCUUCGAGGUGCGGAGCCCGCGGGCCAAGCCCGGCGGCGCGCCGCCGCGGCCCGAGGGCAAGGAGGACGAGUCCAUCUUCCAGGAGUCGCUCGCGCAGCUGAAGCUCUUCGCGUCGACGCGCUCGUCGUGGAAGCGCGCGUGGAAGCUCAUCAAGAUCGGCCACCCGGUCCUGAACAUCCUCACGGAGUACAGCGAGCACGCGAGCCGCGUGGCGCGGCUCUGGAAGUUCGGCUUCGAGAUGCUCGUCUUCAUGUCGGGCGUCGCGCUCGCGACGAAUUUGCACUACCCGGACCCCGGCUGCGAGGACCAGCGCGUCCCGUCGGAGUGCCUCAAGUUCCACAACCUGCAGUUCAAGAUCCCCGGCGUCUACACGUCGGCGGAGCGCGACAUGUGCGAGUGGGACGCCUGCAGCCGGUCCUGCGUCUUCCACGAGCCGGGCGCGUCCGAGGCCCAGUCCUUCGAGCACUACCUGACCAUCGGCCUCACGCUGGCCGUCAUCCUGCCCAUGAUCCUGAUCAUCGACGUCUGCUUCGAGCACUACCUCAUCAGCGGCGUCCCGGAGGCGCUGCGGUGCUGCGCGUCCCCGGACGCGGACGGCGGCGCGCCGCCGGCCGCCGAGGGCGCGCCGCCGCCGGCGAAGCGCGUCGUCUGGGACGACGUCGACGACCAGUCCUUCCGCAAGGGCCGGCGGGGGCACCGGAGCUCCGUGCGGUCGCCGGCGCGCAAGGCCGCGGCGAAGCUCUUCAAGGGCCCGCGGCGCCUCGUCCGGAGCUGCUUCCGCUUCUUCGCGGCGCAGGAGCACCGCGCGGAGCUCGCGGCCGUCAAGGCGACGGUGAAGACGCGCCUCGACGUCGUCGACGCGGAGCGCAUGGCGCCCUUGGUCGCCGACGCCGUCGUCGCGCGCGACGACGAGCUCCGGGCCGCGCUGGAGCAGCUCGAGGGCGCGACGAGCCUCGACGAGCGCCGCGCGCGCUGGGUGCUCAAGCAGCUGCGGAUCCACCUCAUGGACGACUGGGCCUACGUCGAGGACCGCGCGCUCUUCGAGACGUCCGUGGCCUACAUCAUCCGGGGCCGCGUCACCGCGGCCGCGCGGUGGAACGACGAGAUCGCCGCCGUCGAGGGACGCACCGCGAAGCAGACGAAGCAGCUCCGCGCCGCGAAGCUCAUGGAGUUCGAGCGCGUCGCGCGCCUGCGGCCGCUGGAGCGGUCCAUCUACGCCAUGGGCCAGAACCGCGUCGCGGACCUCGAGGCGCCCGAGGGCGUGUCCGCGGUCGCGUACGUGUGCGCGUGGGCGCUCGUCGUUGUGAUCGUCGCGCUCAACGUCUACUACUUGAUCCUCACGGGCAGCGACUACGGGCCGGGCAAGACGGCGGAGUGGAUCAACGCCGUCGUGACGUCGUUCGUGCUCUACUACCUCGUCAUCAACCCGCUGCAGAUCCUGUUCUUCACCAUGUGGCUGCCCUCGCUGCUCAAGGAGCACUUCUCGCGGUGGCGCGACCCGACCGCGUCGGCCCAGUUCCCCUUCCAGACGAAGCUCCCGGCGUCGCCGACCUUCUUUUUGGCCGUGUGGCACCCGGAGCUCCACGACACGAGGAUCGGCAAGUACUGCCUCGGCGAGCUCGAGCACCGCGCGGAUCUGGAGGGCGGCGACCUCGUGAAGACGCUGAACCGGGUCUACCGCGAGGCGACGUGGAAGCCGAGCGUCCAGGUGCGCUUCACGCUGGCGCUCCUGUCCUGGUUCCUGCGGCUCCCGGAGUGGGGGCAGGAGGUGCUCUUCGAGGAGUUGUUCGCUUCGCGCCCCUACUACGUGUUGAAGAUCGUCUCCGCGGUGCUCUUCCGCUGCUUCGACGCGUGCCUCCCCGACCGCGACGUCGAGCACGAGCCGCCCGCGCCCGCCGUCGCGCACCCGUCGUCGCCGAAGCCCCCGAAGCGGGCGACGGCGCCGCGGAAGAAGAAGAUGCCGAAGAAGGCCGAGACGAAGAGCGACGCGUCCAUGGAGGGCAUCGCCAUGACCGCGCUCGCGCUCGUGCGCCCCGAGUUCGACGACGACGCCGUGGACCUCGGCGGAAGCCCGCGCGCGCGGUCCCGCUCGGGCCAGGUCGACGACGACGGCUUCUGCCCGGACACGCCGCGGAGCGCCGAGCGCUUCGGCACGGCGAACCCCCUCCGGUCGCCGCGCGGGACGUCGUCCGGCGGCGGGGACCGCGACCCGGGCGCGCGCAAGGCGAGUCUCUAA